AUGAAAAGGACGAGGCUUUGGGACCGUGCCGAUUAUCCCCGUAAAACUCAGUCAUCCGCUACUCAAGGUGCUGCCAGCAUUGAACACUACACUAGCUUGAUCAUCGCCAGGGUUAACAAGAACCGCGCAGGCUGUUGGGAGACUCAGACAGGGUGCAAAGAGUACGCGAUUACAACCUGCUUCAUGCUUCCUGACAGUCGAGGGCGACGGCUGCGGAAGAUUGACAGAAAGACGACGAAAAUACCAAAAGAGCAAGAGGUAGUUGAUGAGGCCAUAAAGUACCAACUCGACAUUGUUGCACUCUCGUCAAUGAAGCACCAAGGCUCUGGACUCCUGAACCUCAACGGAUGGAAGCUGUUCUACUCAAUGGUCGAUAUGACGAUGCGCGCUGGGGCCGCUGUUGGUAUUCUGGUAGAACCUAACUGA
This is a messenger RNA of Soboliphyme baturini, 426 nucleotides long. Lineage: Eukaryota; Metazoa; Nematoda; Enoplea; Dioctophymatida; Soboliphymatidae. The record is from the annotation of a GenBank genome assembly.